UUGAAAAGCUACAAUGUAUAGCAUGUGAUGAAUUGUGAGAUUAGGACAAGUUCGAAAGACACGCGUAAGUAUUUUGAUGAUUUUAGAAACUAUAAAGGUGACGCAAUUGGUAGUAAAAUUUAUGAAAUUAAUUUGAAGUCCAUAUGGCAAACCUUUCAAAUUUGAAGGAUGUUGUUGAGUUAGAAGAAGAUGAAGAAGAAGAUGAAUUUGAAAGCUUCUCGUAUGCUAUGCAGCUUAGUACCUCUAUUACGCUUUCGAUGGCACUUCAAACCGCUGCUGAGAUUGGGAUAUUUGAUGUGUUGCAAAAAGCAGGUAAAGGUGCUCCACUCUCUGCCCACGAUAUUGUUUCGCGUAUUUCCUUUAACAAUAUCAAUAAUCCAGAAGAAGCUGCUAGAAUGUUAGAUCGAAUUCUUGCUCUUCUUACCUCUCACUCUAUCCUCAACUGUUCUAUCCUUCAAGAUCAACAAAAACUUGGAUACACUAUGGCUCCUGUUGCUAGAUUCUUUGCUCCUAAUUCUGAUGGUGUUUCACUUGCUCCUUUGUUAGCAUUAACUAAUGAUAAAAUAUAUUUAGAUGUCUGGUCGCAGUUUAAUGAUGCAAUUCGGGAAGGGGGUAAUUCAUUCAAGAUGGUUCAUGGGGCAGAUAUAUUUGAGUAUUGUAGGUUGGACUCGAGGUUCAAUAAAGUAUUCAAUAGAGCGAUGAUGAAUCACAGCACUAUAGUUAUGAAGAAGGUUCUUGAAUGCUACAAAGGUUUUGAGGAGGUAAAAAGAGUUGUAGAUGUUGGUGGAGGUGUUGGGAUGAGCAUUAACAUGAUAACUUCAAAGUACCCUCAUAUAAAGGGUAUCAAUUUCGACUUGCCUCAUGUCAUACAACAUGCCCCUUCCUAUCCCGGAGUGGAGCACAUUGGUGGAGAUAUGUUUCAAAGUGUGCCCAAUGGAGAUGUCGUCUUUAUGAAGGUCAGGGGCUAGAGGAACAAAUAACCUCUAUAAAAAUUAUAUAAAUUAGAACUUAAGAUUCUACUGUUAAUAUGUGUUAAAUAAUCAAAUUACUGUGAGUUAUUAUGGGAUGAAGAAAAUAUAAAUAAUAAGUAUAAAAAAAGUUCAAUUAUAUUGUUCAACAAAUAGUUUUUUAUUUAAAGUUCUAUAUAACCAAUUAAUUA
Cicer arietinum (chickpea) is the source of this 1159-nucleotide messenger RNA. RefSeq names its product cathecol O-methyltransferase 1-like. The record is from RefSeq and is a predicted model, not a curated record. Gene Ontology annotation, molecular function: protein dimerization activity; O-methyltransferase activity. NCBI's taxonomy places the organism in Eukaryota, Viridiplantae, Streptophyta, Magnoliopsida, Fabales, Fabaceae.